Messenger RNA from Megachile rotundata (alfalfa leafcutting bee), 1210 nucleotides. RefSeq names its product COMM domain-containing protein 3. The record is from RefSeq and is a predicted model, not a curated record. Gene Ontology annotation, biological process: sodium ion transport. Lineage: Eukaryota; Metazoa; Arthropoda; Insecta; Hymenoptera; Megachilidae.
AUAUGUUAUUUUAAGUUUGCGCAUAUAAUAAGUAUUCAAUAAAAUCGUAAACAUAAUAAAAUCUGAGUAUUUAAAUUUAUAAUACUAUAUUGUUUACUAAAACUUGUAUUGCAUUCCGGUUAUGAUAAGAAUGUUCAAUUGCGAUAUUCAUAUUCUAUAACGUGAAUCUAAACAUAGACGAAUAAUAAUGGAACUGUCAAAGAACACUAUUGAUGGUCUCAAUGAUAUGCUGAAUAUAAAUACUGUUAAUGAUGAUAAUUUUGUACAGAUUUUAGAUACAGCUACUUCUUACAUAUGUGAAAGUCUUGCAGAAAUAAGAUAUAUUACCAAAGCAGCGAAUUUAAAACCAAUUCUAGCAAAGAAAAUUGUUGCUGAUACGGCAUGUUUAUUUGUAGAAGCUGCUCGACAUGAUUUAGAUGAAGAAGGCUUAAAGACUUUUUUAAAUCAAGCGUGUGGUGAUGAACAAAGAAUUAAGAAAUUAUGUGAAAAAUAUGUUAAUAACAAAAAAAUGAUACAGUCACAACUAGAGUCGAUAGGUAAUAACCCACCACAUAUCGUUGACGUAGACUGGCAUCUAGAUUAUUGUGUCAAGUUGGACACAUGCAAUUCCCUGGGUGUUCCACUGUACCAUGUACGGUUUAGUACUAAAGAAGGGGAAACAAUAAACCAUGUAACAUUCUCAUGUACAAUACAACAAUUGCAAGAACUAGUCUUUAAACUUAAAGAUGCCAUCAGAUACUCAGAAAAACUGACUAAUGUUUAGCUAACAUUCAUGUUAUGGAUUUACUUUUAUACGGUACAACACAUGUACAAUAUUUUAAAAUUUUGUUGCAAAUAUUUUUUGCUUUGUCGUAAUCAUUCUGUUAUGUAAUUCAUGGAAAUAAUUGUUAACAGCUUAUGAUAUUAUACAUGUAUUCUUGUAUAAAUGAAUCAUUAUAAUACUUAUUUAAUAAUAAAUUCAAUUUGUACGUGUAAGUGUAAUGGUAAAAUUGUAUACAAAUAACAGACUCUGUAAAGUAUAAUCAACUAUAUUUUUAUAGUUAAAAGAACAUUCUCUACUUCACGUAGUGUUAUUACUGUAUUAAUAACGCGCGCGCGCGUGUGGGAGCGUAUGCGCACGCACACAUAGACAAUUCGCAGAAAUACAUACAUAAAUUUGAAACAAACGACGAUCAACGUUUCUAUAAAUAAAACAAAUCUCGAAAACUUC